Molecule: messenger RNA, 1233 nt
Organism: Glycine soja
Lineage: Eukaryota; Viridiplantae; Streptophyta; Magnoliopsida; Fabales; Fabaceae
Product: transcription repressor OFP16-like
Exons: 2
Coding region: 289-1041 (250 amino acids)
Biological process (GO): negative regulation of DNA-templated transcription
Source: RefSeq, a predicted model, not a curated record
CACGCCUUAGACGAAAGCAAGAGUUGAUCAUCGAAGACAGUGGGUCCAAUUUUAAUACUACAGUGUUCUACGGCUGUCCCGUCACCGUUGAAAUCGUACGAACCCAAAUGCCCACCGAAUCCCCCUUCUCUUUCCAUUCACCUUUUUUUCUUUUCAGAAAAAGAAAAAAUCAACUCAUCCGUGUUCUAAAAUUUGGAUCUCAUACAAAACACUUCACAAGUAAUAGUAUAUAUAACCACCAAGCACAUAGCUUUCUUCUUCCUUUUUCCCUUCUUCACAUAACCAACUAUGCCAAACACAAACACGCCGCCAACAAGAAAAAGAAACAACCUCAGCCGCUACAACCUGAAACUAUGUUUCUCCAAUCCCAUGCAACCGUUCACACCCAAAUCUCAUCCGACAAACCCCACCGCCACUUCCUCACCCGUUCAUCACAAUCACAACCAUCCAUCACCACCCGCCACGUCAUCAACCCUAAUCAAGGACUUCAACCAUGAUCGCAGUACCGUGACCCCACAAAACCCAUUUCCGAGCCUUGGACCCGAACCCAAACCUGCCGACUUGGUCACCGCUUUUGCCUCCCAACGAUUCUUCUUCACCUCCCCCGGCCGCUCCAACUCCAUCGUCGAAUCCGCCAACACCACCGACACCGACUGCACCACAUCCUCAUCCAUUGACGAAAGACAGGACCAAUUCAAGAGUUUCAUUCAUGAUUCUGACGAAAGGGAAGCAAAGGCGUUAUUGGACAGCAGCAUUGCAGUAACGAAGUACUCGCCGGACCCUUACGCGGACUUCCGGCAGUCGAUGGAGGAGAUGGUGGCGGCGCGUCCCGAGUUGAUGGACGUGGCGUCCAAAUGGCGCGAGCUGCACGAGCUUCUUCUUUGUUAUCUUGCGCUCAACCCGAAAAGCACGCACAAGUUCAUUCUCCGUGCUUUUUCUGAUUUUCUCCUCAGCCUCAUAUCGCGUUCUUAUUUUCCGCCGCAGGAUCCCGGUUCCGAUGACGAUGACGUUGCCGGCGACGGCGGUGGAUGUUCGAGUUAGAUAACUAUUGAGAAUUUGCAUGUGCAUCUGUAAGUUGAAAACUUAACUUAGGCGCCAGACAGUGAGUUUUUUUGGUAAUUCAGACAGUGAUGAUUAAUUAGUGGUACAACCAACAUUAUUUUUCAUUAUAAAGGUUUUGCAUUAGCACUAAUGAUUUCUUCAGCACAAGUUUACUUUGAUUAAUUAAUGUGC